This is a messenger RNA of Salvelinus fontinalis (brook trout), 3360 nucleotides long. RefSeq names its product major facilitator superfamily domain containing 8-like 2 (gene mfsd8l2). The coding region runs from base 314 to 1777 and encodes 487 amino acids. The record is from RefSeq and is a predicted model, not a curated record. Gene Ontology annotation, biological process: transmembrane transport. NCBI's taxonomy places the organism in Eukaryota, Metazoa, Chordata, Actinopteri, Salmoniformes, Salmonidae. Gene Ontology annotation, molecular function: transmembrane transporter activity. The transcript has 11 exons.
UGCAAUAGAUUGUGUAACCUGUGGCAGGAUAUGAUAAACAAUGUAUGCAUAGGAGAAGACUUGUGAACAGUAUUGACAGGGUUAGGAGAAGAGGAGGGGCAUUGAUGACCAAAUGUGAGGUAUAUAACCAAAUGUGCAUUGUAUGAUAUUCGGAGCUUUUGGCUAUCGUAAGCUGGGACUCUGUCUGUUUCAUUCAACCAUAGUCUUACAAACUCUGGGUUGCAGACUGAGUAGUUGAGUUGAAGUUCGGUUUAUGAACAUUGAUAACAUCCUUCUCGUAACAGUGCGAUAGCCAGAAAAGUCAUUUUAUGUGAUGGAUUAUCGUCAGAAGAAGAAUUGUACUUUUUUCACCAUUGGAUUGAUAUUUCUGUUAAGUGGCAUCGAGUAUGCUGUCAUCCUCCCUACAAUAUGGAGGUAUCUCCAGAUUUUGGAGGCACCUCCAUACUUCCUGGGUCUGGGCUUGUCUGCGUUCAGUCUGAGUGGGCUGCUGACGGACCCACUGUUCGGCCUCUGGUCCGACCGGACCCGAACUACAAAGACCAUCAUCCUCUACUCCAACGUUUUUGAGAUUGUUGGUAGCUUCAUGUAUUUUAUGGGAUACUCAAAAUGGCUGCUGUUGUGCAGUCGACUUGUAGCAGGUAUUGGUGCAGGAGCAGGCUCCUCCAUCUUUGGCUUCAUCACACGGAGCACCCGGCCAGAGGAACGCGCUGGCGUUUUCGCUGCCAUCAUGGCAUGUCGCCAAGCUGGCCUCCUGAUUGGGCCAGCAUUCAAUCUUUUCCUGAGGCUGUGCGACUUCCAGCUGGGGCCGUUUGUGGUGAACAACUACACCUCUCCCGGGAUCUUCAUGUGUCUGAUGUGGAUCCUGCUCCAGUUUGUGGUGCUGGCCCUGUACUGGGACAUACCACCUAUCAGCUCCGGAGAGGGGGGUAUCGCUGUGGGAGAGAUCGAAGAGGAGGAGCCGCUGGUAAGGGCAGAGGAGACACCGGAGACCUACGGCACUGUCUGGGACGACCAGAUAGAGACAACCCUUUCCUCAGAGACCCACCAUUUCCAGGACCCUUCACAGUGCCCUCCCUCGCCGCCUUCCUCUACCUCUUCCUCGUCCCCUCCUUCGACUAUCUCAAACCCCCUCACAAUUUUCAGUGCUAGUCAAGAGUUUCUGAGGGAGGAGGUGGUGGUGCUCCUCACUGCUCAGUUCAUCACUUUCUUCAACCAGACAGCACUGGAGACCAUGGUGACACCUCUGACCCAGCGCUCCUUUGGCUUCGGAGAGCUUGCCAACAGCCUGAUGUACAGCCUGUGUGGCGUUGAGGUGAUCCUGGGCUUCUUCUUGGUGCGUUGGCUGAGUCGCCAGGUGGAAGACCGCCUGGUGCUGGCCGUGGGGUUGGUCAUCUGCAGUGUAGCCUGCGUCUGGUGCCUCAUCUUCCUGGCCAACCCCCAGGGUGGGUACUCCUGGGAGUUGGCAACGUUCAUCAUCGGAGUGUUCCUGCAGCUGCUCGGGCUUCCCUUCGUGGCCGUGUCCCAGGUGUCUCUCUUCUCCAAAGUCACUGCAGAGAAAACACAAGGGUUCAGUCAAGGCGUGAGGCGCUCUGUCGCGGGGCUGGCUACUAUCCUGGGGCCUCUCUGGGCUGGAGGACUGACCGGUAACUUGUACCUGAUGCUUGGAAUGAUGCUGGCUCUUCUCCUCAUGAUCACAGUGAUGCUGAUACUAUCCUAUGAUCGCCUUGUUGAACCCAAAGUAGUGCAGCACGCCCAGAGCUCAGACAACGGAGAAUAGACAAGGGUCAUGUUCAGUAGGGAGAAAAUGUUUUGAAAUGGGGAGGCAUGACCUGAACUUGUCCAAUAAGAACACAGCUACUGGGUUUCCGAUGCAACACAUUUUGCUACGGUAUGCACUACUGAACAUGUCUUUGCUGUCAACUUGAAUGACAACUGAAGCCCUAAUAAAGGUCAAAGGUGAGGUGAUGUGACACGUACAGUAUGUCUCCCAACUACUAUGAGAAGGUCAAUGAAUGCACAUUACAAUAAAGGUGGUGUGUGUCUAAACUCUGCAAUGCAGAAGAGAUCCAACCAAUGACCUAUAGACUUAUCCAACGCACUUUAAAGCUCUGUGGAGUCUAUUUUACGUUCACACUUUAUUUUGAUAGUCCAGUCAUACUAUCAACAAACUAUCUGUUGAUAAGCAACUUUUUAACAUUUUUAUUUCACCUUUAUUUAACCAGGUAGGCUAGUUGAGAACAAGUUCUCAUUUGCAACUGUGACCUGGCCAAGAUAAAGCAAAGCAGUUCGACACAUACAACAACACAGAGUUACACAUGGAAUAAACAAACAUACAAUCAAUAAUACAGUAGAAAAAUCUAUAUACAGAAUGUGCGUAUGAGGUAGGAUAAGAGAGGUAAGGCAAUAAAUACUGCUUGCUAAGGUUACGGUUAGGUUUAGAAUAAAGGCUAAGGUUAGGGUUAGGGCUAAGGUUAGGGUUAAGUUUAGGGUUAGGAUAGGGGUUAGGAUUAGGAUUAGAGACAGGUUCAGGGUUAGUACAUAGUUAGUUGAAACGUUACUGAGUCUGUAGAGCAUCUACAGAUGGACUAUUCAAAUAAAGUGUUACCCAUUUUCCUAUCCCAACAUUAAUCUUUGCACAUUUUAUCAAACUUGUUUGAAAUAUUGUUGCUUGUAGUGUUUCUGUAAUAGAUAGAAUAUUUAAUAUCUACCAAAAGAUGUAUACAUAAAUAUAUAACAUGGUAUUACGGAUGUACACAAGGGGGCACCGUUGCUCUCUGUUUUAAUAUUUUGAAUGAUGUAAUUGAUGUUGAAUAAAUCAAGUUCUCAAAACCGCUAUUUAUAGUGCACUUGUUAGUGGAGAAUAUUUGUGUUUCCAUAUCUGAACUAUGUACCCAUGCUAGCUUCCUUUAAUCUUUCCCUUCCUUUCUUAUAAUAGAUCCUGUUGUGCCAGGAGGAGUGCCUUUUACCUCUCGUUUUUAGCUCUCAGAUCAGUGCUUAUGUAGAUAGAUAUUCAAGAUAGCCAAGGGUAUAGGGAGGAAGGAAGAGAAUGGAAUAGCAAGUAGCAUUAGUAAUCAGGCAACCCAGAGGUAUCGUAGAUCAGAAUAAAUAACAGAAGACACUCAUUUCUGUUGCCUAUGUAGAGAGGAAGUGCAUAUUUCUAUCUGCAUUUUGGAUAUUUUAACAUGUGCUUCGUAAUGUACAUUUGUAAACCUUUACAAUGGUCAACAAACUGAAGAAUUUUACAUAUAUUUACUCUAAAAUGUUUAGUAAUCAAAACUAAAAAACAAGCAUCAUCAAUUAGGGGUGCUAUUGCAGUGAAAUACUGUCAGUCUAUUUAAAGGAAUACGUCAGGAUUUUGGC